AGCAUAUGUUGUGAAACUAGAGAGGCUUUUUUGCAAUAAUAAGAACUCUGGGAAGCUCAAGUAUAAGAAUUCACAGCACUUUGUGGAUAAACCUCUCCCUUCCAGUUGAAGGGUUUAAGAAAAAGGGUGGGAUCACCUUAAACGAAAAGGCUAAGUUGCUGCAUCCGACUGAUCUUUUGCGUGCCUUUGGCUUAGCAAGUGUAAAAUAAUAGGAUAUGGCUAGUAGUAUCACGGCUCCAAUGCUAGCACUCUCUUCAUCUUCUGCCAAAAAGCACAAAAGUUUCAUUCCUAGCCCGAGGCAGUACCAGCCUAUACGAGCAAUGAAGGUGGAGAAGCCAUUGGAGGAGCUCUACAACGUGAAGGUAGAGAGGAAGGUCUCAAAGGAGCGCCUGGCAGAGCUCGGUGUCUCGAGAUGGUCUGUGUGGAAGACGGGCAAGUGCCAGCUCCCAUGGGACUGGCAGGUCGAUCAGCUCGUUUAUAUCGAGGAAGGGGAAGUGAGAGUGGUGCCAGACGGGAGCAAGCGAUACAUGAGCUUCGUUGCGGGCGACCUCGUUCGCUACCCGAAGUGGUUCGAAGCCGAUCUCUUCUUCAAUGAUUUCUAUCAAGAACGGUAUAGCUUUAGAGCAUAUGGUGAUGAUUAGCCGAUGUUGAUGAUCUUGAUUCAGUGUUGUAUGUCGUCUAGAAAAAAAUGAUUGGAUUUUGAGUUAUAUUUAUGAAGUAUAUGUUUAUGUUUGUA
This is a messenger RNA of Salvia hispanica, 736 nucleotides long. RefSeq lists its product as uncharacterized. NCBI's taxonomy places the organism in Eukaryota, Viridiplantae, Streptophyta, Magnoliopsida, Lamiales, Lamiaceae. The record is from RefSeq and is a predicted model, not a curated record.